Molecule: messenger RNA, 1761 nt
Organism: Brachypodium distachyon (stiff brome)
Lineage: Eukaryota; Viridiplantae; Streptophyta; Magnoliopsida; Poales; Poaceae
Product: nicotianamine aminotransferase A
Exons: 6
Coding region: 101-1420 (439 amino acids)
Biological process (GO): amino acid metabolic process; biosynthetic process
Molecular function (GO): pyridoxal phosphate binding; transaminase activity
Source: RefSeq, a predicted model, not a curated record
AAAAGAUUCGAUUUUUCUGUUGGAGAAAGAUCGAUCAGGCACAUAGCUCGCUCGCGUGGGGGUGACGAGUCCACCCGACAAAUCCGGCGUCCGUACCGCAAUGCAGAACGACGGCGCCAACGCCGACGACGAUGGCCGGCAGGCGCCGCCGCCGGACGCGUGGAACUUCGCGCCCAACGAGGCCCUCCUGCGCCUGUCGGCUUUAUCGGUGCGCGCCGUGCUGGGCAAGGUCAAGUCCGGGAUAAUGGCCGACAACCCGACCAUCGCCGACAGCCGCCCGGUGAUCCCGCUGGGCCACGGCGACCCGUCAGCGUUCCCCUGCUUCAGCACGGCCCCCGAGGCGGUCUCCGCCGUCGCCGCCGCGCUCCUCUCGGGCCGCCACAACUCCUACUCCAGCGGCGUCGGGCUCGAGCCGGCGCGCCGCGCCGUGGCGCGCCACCUGUCCGAGGACCUGCCCUGCGAGCUCUCCCCCGACGACGUAUUCCUCACGGGCGGCUGCUCGCAGGCCAUCGAGGUCGUCUGCUCGGCCCUGGCCCGUCCCGGCGCCAACCUCCUGCUCCCGCGGCCCGGGUACCGCUUCUACGAGGCCCGCGCCGGGUUCAACGGCAUGGAGGCCCGCUACUUCGGCCUUUUACCGGAGCGCGGCUGGGAGGUCGACCUAGAAGCCGUGGAGGCCAUCGCUGACGGGAACACCGUCGCCAUGGUUAUCGUCAACCCCGGGAACCCCUGCGGCAACGUCUACACCUACGACCAUCUCGCCAAGGUUGCGGAGACGGCGAGGAAGCUCGGCAUCUUCGUGAUCGCGGAUGAAGUGUACGCGCACUUGACGUUCGGGAAGAACGGGUUCGUUCCCAUGGGCGUGUUUGGCUCCGUGGCUCCGGUGCUCACGUUGGGGUCCAUCUCCAAGAGAUGGGUGGUGCCUGGAUGGCGGCUUGGAUGGAUCGUGACCAAUGAUCCUAAUGGUGUAUUUCAGAGGACCAAGCUUCUGGCAAGUAUUAAGAGUUACCUUUAUGUCACGUCCAGUCCUGCAACAUUUAUCCAGGCCGCACUUCCAGAACUGCUGGAGAACACAAAGAAAGAAUUCUUCGACAAAACCAUUGACAUUCUGAGGCAAACUGCAGAUAUAUGUUGGGAGAAGCUCCAGGGCAUCAAUGGCAUAACUUGCCCAAGCAAACCUGAGGGUUCCAUGUUUGUAAUGGUGAAACUGGAUCUGUCCUGCCUGCAAGACAUCGAAGACGAUAUGGACUUCUGCUGCCGGCUUGCAAAAGAAGAGUUAGUGGUUGUUUUGCCAGGAUGUGCUGUGGGAUAUAAGAAUUGGCUCCGAGUUACCUUCGCAAUUGGACCGUCUUCGCUCAAAGACGGCCUUGACAGGCUCAAGUCUUUCUGCUUGCGACACAGCAAGUCAAAGAAAGUGAUAUGAUGUGAUCACAAUGUUCCCUGCAAAAUUAGGCACCUGCUUUCCUAUCAAGAACCAAGAUCAUGUCAAGUUCAGUCAAAGCUACUUGAAAGAUUCAGAACAGCUAUCGACUCCACUCGAGGUGAUACACUUUCAUGUAUUAAGUCCAUGCCGAGCUUGAGCUCAGCUUCUUUGUCUCGUCUACAAUUCUUGUUGUAACGCCCAGUUGUGUUAUUCUUGUUGCAUUCUGGAAUAAAGAAUAAAUUGUAUGAAAACAACCUUUUAAGUAGCAUUUAACUCUGUCCUCAUUGUACUUCUACACAAAACAUGAAUCAGUUGUGUUAGUUGCGUGUUUCGACCUUAUA